Aspergillus affinis is the source of this 1686-nucleotide messenger RNA. RefSeq names its product fungal specific transcription factor domain-containing protein. Gene Ontology annotation, cellular component: nucleus. NCBI's taxonomy places the organism in Eukaryota, Fungi, Ascomycota, Eurotiomycetes, Eurotiales, Aspergillaceae. Gene Ontology annotation, molecular function: DNA binding; zinc ion binding; DNA-binding transcription factor activity, RNA polymerase II-specific. Gene Ontology annotation, biological process: regulation of DNA-templated transcription; DNA-templated transcription. The record is from RefSeq and is a predicted model, not a curated record. Bases 1 to 1686 code for a protein of 561 amino acids. The transcript has 7 exons.
AUGUUCAACGCGACGCAGCAGUUUGUGUCUCUCUUUCCACCUGGCUUCCCUGUUCUGAUCCCACCUCUUGUCUGUCGAACUGCGAAGGCCGAGGAAGAGGCUAAAAUGGUUUCGACCCCCACUAUCUCUCGCCAGCGACCCGGAUCGGCCUGCGAAGAGUGUCGUCGUCGAAAGGUUCGGUGUGAUCGUCGUCGCCCCCAGUGUCAGGUUUGCUUCGAGACGGGUAUUGAGUCCGCUCUGGAACGGUGUCUUGCCGAUCAGCAUCCGGCGAUUAACCAUCAAAUGGCCAACCUAUUCAACGGGUCUCUAGUAGACAUGGAUCCGGAGGACGAUCCUCUCAAAGAUCUGCCAUCACUAUCUGACUCUCUCCAUGAUUGUCUUUCUGACGACCGCGGAACGGACAUCAAAUCGCCUACUUCAUUUGACUCCCAGCCCCGAACAACGGGACUAGUUUCUGAAUUCAUGCGAGCUGAUCUCGACCAACUCUACUUCGACCGUGUACACCCAUUCGCCCCCAUUCUACAACGCUGGCGCUAUCACGUCUGGGCCAAACAAGGCAAGAAGACCGACGCCCAGACCUGUCUGCAGUAUGCCAUGUGGACUGUCGCAGCGUCCCUUUCCGCCCAAUUUCAAUCCUUCCGCGACACGCUGUACCAAGAAACACGGCAGAUGCUGGACAGUCUUGACGUACGGACUCCCCGAUCAAUGACCAUGGGCGUUAGCUCGGGACCCGGCAUCGAGCAAGCCCAGGCGUGGGUCUUGGUUUCUAUCUACGAGUACAUGUAUCUAUCGCCGCAGCAGGCAUGGAUGAGCGCUGGGCGGUGUUGUCGCUUAGUGCUGGGCAUGCGUCUUUACGAGCUCGAUGAUCCAAAUAAUCCGAUUACGAUGGCGAGAGAACAAGAUGGGCUGGUGGAUUGGACCGGGCUGGAAGAGCAAAGACGAACCUUUUGGAUGGCGUAUUCGUUGGACCGGUUCAUAAGUUUUCAUAAUGGGUUGCCGUUUACGUUGAAUGAGCAAUUGAUCUCAACGCGGCUGCCAGCGCCCGAGGAAGAAUUCCAGGCCGGUCAGCCGGUCGUAACUCGGUUUUUGGCCGAGGUGAUGGCGCGGAGUUGUCUCGGAGGUGAGAAUGUAGGAGGAAUGGUCAUCUCUUCAUUUGGCGAAUGCAUUAUUCUUGCGACUAUCUGUGGACGAGCGCUCUCGCAUCGUCAGAAGCUAGCCGUGGAGCAGAUCAAUGGUGACGUGUUUGAUGGACUUUGGACAAGACACCAGUGGUUGCAUGAACUGUUGAGCAAUCGCAUUCAAGUCCUGUCGACGUCCACGCAGGUUGAUUCCAUGCUUAUAUUUGCGCGAAUAGUCGCACAGACGAUGGUGCUGUAUUUGCACAACGUGCUGGAGUCGAUCGUUUGGAAAACAGGGGAUCACUUGUUGGGGAUUAUCGAGUAUGAGAGACUGUGUAUUCUGGCGGCGCAUGAGGUUGUGAAUCUGGUUAAAUUGCAGGGCCAGCUGGGAUAUUUCAAAGUCCAUCCAUUAACGCCAAUUCCCCUGAUGAUGUGUACCGAGUUCUUCACGGCACAUGGGUAUCUCGACUCGUCGUUCGAUGGCAUGUUGCGAGAACUACUGGAAUGUUUGCAAGACUUGGACCGAGCUAAGAACCCUAUUCAAAGUCCGCAGUUAUCUGUGUCAUAA